UUAUCUUAGUCACUUACCAUCAAUGGGUCGAGAAUUAAUUACUUUGCAAGCAGGUCAAGCUGGAAACGCGAUCGGUCAUUCCUUCUGGCAACAGCUCUGUCAAGAACACGGUAUAUCACAGGAUGGUACACUUGAAGAUUACGCUCAGGAUGCAGGUUUUGAUAGAAAGGACGUCUUCUUCUAUCAAGCAGAUGAUGAUCAUUACAUACCAAGAUCUAUUUUGGUCGAUUUAGAACCUAGAGUUAUCAACAACAUUUUAUCCUCUCCUUUCGCAAACCUAUACAAUCCUGAAAACAUAUACGUAUCACAGGAUGGCGGUGGUGCAGCUAAUAACUGGGCUAUGGGUUAUCACGCUGCAGAGCGCAUAUAUGAUGAAGUCUUCGAUAUGAUUGAUCGCGAAGCUGAUGGUUCGGAUUCUUUAGAAGGUUUUAUGCUUUUACAUUCUAUCGCUGGUGGUACUGGUUCUGGUUUAGGUUCUUUCUUACUUGAAAGAUUAAACGAUAGAUUCCCAAAAAAACUCAUUCAAACUUACUCUGUUUUUCCAAAUAAUCAAGAAACUUCUGACGUUGUCGUUCAACCUUAUAAUAGCAUUUUAGCUUUAAAGAGACUCGUAAAUCAUGCCGAUAGUGUCGUUGUUCUUGAUAAUGCAGCACUUUCUAGGAUUGCAGCUGAUAGAUUACACGUUCAAAACCCAUCAUUCUCUCAAACCAAUCAAUUGGUCUCGACUGUUAUGUCUGCAUCAACGACGACCUUAAGAUAUCCCGGUUAUAUGAACAAUGACCUUUCCAGUAUAAUCGCGUCACUUAUACCGACACCGCGUUGUCACUUCUUAAUGACAUCAUUUACACCAUUCACUUCUGAUCAAAUUGAAAAAGCGAAAUCAAUACGUAAAACUACAGUUUUAGAUGUAAUGCGCAGAUUAUUGCAACCUAAGAAUAGAAUGGUCUCAGCUCCAACGUCAAAGACGAGUUGUUACAUAUCUUUACUUAAUAUUAUUCAAGGUGAUGUUGAUCCAACUGAUGUUCAUAAAUCUUUAUUACGUAUACGUGAAAGACAAUUAGCAAACUUUAUUCCAUGGGGACCUGCUUCAAUACAAGUUGCACUUACACGUAAAUCGCCUUAUGUGCCUUCAAGCCAUAGAGUAAAUGGAUUAAUGUUGGCAAAUCAUACGUCAAUUGCAUCACUUUUCAAGCGUGUAAGAGAUCAAUAUGAUCGAUUAAUGAAGAGAAACGCGUUCUUAGAACCAUAUAAACGUGAAAGAAUGUUCUCAAAUAAUAUGGAUGAAUUCCAUGACUCUAGAGAAGUUGUUCAAGAUAUGAUAGAUGAAUAUCAAGCAUCAGAAAGACCUGAUUAUACAGAAUAUCACGCACAUCAAGAUGAUAAUUAACAAUAAAUUAGUAAGAUUUUGUACAAUAAUUGUAAUGAAUAGUAAACUUCUACUCCUUAA
This is a messenger RNA of Wallemia mellicola CBS 633.66, 1447 nucleotides long. Its product is annotated as tubulin gamma chain. The transcript has 8 exons. Gene Ontology annotation, molecular function: GTP binding; structural constituent of cytoskeleton. Lineage: Eukaryota; Fungi; Basidiomycota; Wallemiomycetes; Wallemiales; Wallemiaceae. Gene Ontology annotation, cellular component: centrosome; gamma-tubulin complex; cytoplasm. Bases 23 to 1387 code for a protein of 454 amino acids. The record is from RefSeq and is a predicted model, not a curated record. Gene Ontology annotation, biological process: cytoplasmic microtubule organization; meiotic spindle organization; mitotic spindle organization.